ACCAACCGAAAGACUCAACGCAGAAAAAUCAAAAAACUAUAGAGAGACUUGAAAGGAGUGAGAAUGAGCAAAAAGCUCCAUAAUUCAAUCUCUCUUUCUCUUCCAAAUUUCUGUAUAUUAGGGUUUCAAUCACUUUUAAUUUUCAAUUUAUCAUCAUUAUUCACCCAUCUCCUUCGCCCCCUAUUCACCUCUGACACCGGAAUUUUUCUAUUCAACAAACCCUAGUGUUGUGGGGUUUUUUUAAAUUCUUGGUCGAAGAAAAGUAUGUAAGAUUUUGGGGGAUUUCAAGAAAUUGUGAGAAUUUGGGUUACGUACGCAAUGAUGGAUGAUCCGGAGAGAGUGAUAUUGGAUAUAAGUUCAGAUGAAGAAGUGGUUUUUGUGAAAAACAGAGGUGGCGAUGGUGGCGGCGGCGGUGGAAGAGGGAGCGAUGACUAUGACUGGAUAACGGAACUUUUGGGUGAAGGAGGGGAUGGACGCAGCAAAGUUGAUUCUGAUGAUGUUGUAGUGGUGGGGGAAGUUAUUGUGAAUCCAAAACAAAAUUUGAAGUUGUUAACCAAUGCUGACGAUGAUGAUGAUGAUUGUGUGGUUUUGGAGGAAGACCCAGAUAAGCCUGUCGAAGUUGAGAAUGAUAGAGGUGAUGAUUCUGAUGAAUUGCUUGUUGUAAGCGAAAAGGGUCAGAUUGCCUGCAGAGAUUAUCCCCAUUCACGACAUCUUUGUGCUAAAUUUCCCUUUGGUUCUACUCCCCAUGAACGGCAUUGUGAUCAGUGCCAUUGUUAUGUUUGUGACACAAUUGCUCCAUGUGUCUACUGGGGCACUGGCAUUUCCAGCACAGCCCAUUGUCAUGCCACUGACAAGGACAAGUUUUGGAAAGCACAGAGACAAAACACAAGGAAAAGUGAUAAAGUGCUUCCACUGGUCACUCCAUGCCGUGGUACUUCAGUAUCUGUCCCCCCACCUGUAGCUAACCAAGCUCCAGGUUUUAUUCAGAGAGUACCCAAUUAUCCUCCACAUAACCAAAUGUCUAGACAAGCCCCGAUUCGUCCUUGUUCCAUGUCAAGCAGUCCUGGGUUACCAAAUUCAACUAGACAGCAGUCCACUGCUCUUAGAGACAAAUUUCAUAGCCAUGUUGUCUCUCAACAGUUGCGCAAUGCAAGCAUUAAUGUUAAUCCAGGGGACAGAAGGCACAGUGUUAGUCACAUGGGUCCCCAGUUUUUUACUCCCCGAACAGCAUUCAAAAGGGCAGGGUCAUCUGGACAGGCGUUUGCAACUGAUAGAUCUGGAUACAAUUCACCAAACACUUGUUCUGUGCCUCAAUUUGGUAGAACUCAUUCUUCAGCGGCUAGGUGGCAGGUGCCUUCUGCCUCACGGCCUGUAGGCUCCAAUAAGUAUAUUGCUUCCUCCCAGCACAAUGCUGGCAUACUUGGUGCUAGGGCUGUUCCUUACCAACCUCCACUACAGAGGCAACCUGGUUUUGUGGGUGUGCCUGCAAAUUAUGCACCAAUGAGACCUCAGAUACCCGCUCAGCCCCAUGCUGGGAUACGUGGUGUUAAUGCUGUUUCUUCCCAACAUCAACUACCUCGGCAGCCUGCUCUUGUGGGUGCACCUGCAAAUUAUGCACCAACGGAGCCUGAGAUCCUUUCCCAGCCCAGUGCUGGCGUAGUUGGUGUUAAUGCUGUUUCUUUCCAACCUCGGUUACCUAGGCAGCCUAGGUUUGUGGGUGCAUCUACAAAUUAUGCACCAAUGGAACCUCAGAUUCCCUCUCAGCCACAGGUCAGUGCUUGUGCAAAUUCGGCGUCUUCGGAAGCUCCAACAUUCCUUCUGCCAUAUGCUAAUUCAUCACCUUCUCAACCUCACUUGUCUACACUUCCUAGUGUUCUAAGUGAAUUUGAAAGUCUUGUUUCCUGUGAAAAUUCAGUAUCCUCCCAGUCACAGGUGGGUAAUAUGUAUAACAACCCACUGUCAUCUGAAGCCCAAAUGUUCUCUCAACAGUAUGCAGACGGAAACUCUGCUAACAGUUUGCCUCUGCUAUCUUCAGUAGCCUUCCAUCCUGAAGGAGGAAACACUUCUGUAAAUACCGCUGCUUCCCAGUAUCUACUGGCCUCCCCGACAAAUGCAGUCACCGCUCUUGGAAAUUCAACUACCCCUGUCUCCCAGUUGUCCAAUCAGCCAGAUCAUGGAACCUCACCAAACAUUUCAGUUCCCUGCAGUGGCGAUUUACCUUGCCCUGCUACAAUGGAAAACACUUUUGGAAGCAGGUGUGAGAACACUUUCUCUUGCCAACCUGAACUAUGUGGACAGCAUAUUUCAUCAUCAUCAUUUGAUAGCAAAAAUAUUUCCCAGCAUGGAUAUCAAGGUGAAAAUACUUUAAUUCCAAGUUUCGAAGAUUUUGACUUUGGUUGGGAGACACAUGUUAGCCAAACUAAUAGUUCGGGUAAUGUAUAUAAUCCUAAACCUGGAGAGACACCGGAGGUAAGUAGACAUCCUCAGUUAAUGGAAAACAUAACCGAUUUGGACAUUCAGUAUGCUGAUUGGUUAGUUUCUGCACCUUCAGACACCCCAGUUUCAACAGGAUUUAACAUAUUGUCCCCUGAAGCUCCUCCCAUAGAUUCUGGAUUUUUUGUUGACUUCUAAAUGUUGGUGGCAUCCUUGACGAAACAUGGACUUCUGGUUUCUUCAAAGUUUUUUCUUUUAAAAACAAAAUUAGGAAUGCUUCUCCCCUUUAAAGGGUAGCAAGGUACAUAUGGUUAAAGAGUUAGGGUUAACAGGUUAAGUUUUCUUCGGGUGUAAACUGCCUUUGUUUCUGAAACACAAACAAAUUCCAUUCACCUGUAAAUGUUACUAAUCUUUUAUGUUAUGCUAUCUAAAUGACAGCUUAUUUCUCGAAAA
Molecule: messenger RNA, 2886 nt
Organism: Solanum verrucosum
Lineage: Eukaryota; Viridiplantae; Streptophyta; Magnoliopsida; Solanales; Solanaceae
Exons: 3
Coding region: 319-2631 (770 amino acids)
Source: RefSeq, a predicted model, not a curated record